This is a messenger RNA of Pararge aegeria (speckled wood butterfly), 1335 nucleotides long. RefSeq names its product beta-1,3-glucan-binding protein-like. Gene Ontology annotation, molecular function: hydrolase activity, hydrolyzing O-glycosyl compounds. The record is from RefSeq and is a predicted model, not a curated record. The coding region runs from base 1 to 1335 and encodes 444 amino acids. Gene Ontology annotation, biological process: carbohydrate metabolic process. The transcript has 9 exons. Lineage: Eukaryota; Metazoa; Arthropoda; Insecta; Lepidoptera; Nymphalidae.
AUGAGCGUCAAUUCUCAAGUCAUAAUUUAUGUAUUCAUUAUUCUCACCGUAGUAGUAAAUUCAAAUUCAACAAUUCUUUAUUCAUGUAGGCCUAGUACAGCCUGUGUCAAGACUUUUUAUCCGCAUAGCGUGCGUCGGGUACCACAUGACGCAUACAAUAAAAACCCUCCAAAAUUUGUGGAAGGCAAACUGGGGGGUCGCAGAGUAAUGUGGUCGUUAGUAGUGGGUGUGGCGGCGCUGGCCUCCGUGGCAACAGCCUGCAGGCAAACUGUGACCACAGUAAGCGGGACCCAUGCCCCGGCCCGCGUUUGUGGUGGAGACCUAAUAUUCUCCGAUGAAUUCAAUACGUUUGACCUAGAGAAGUGGCAACAUGAGCUCACAUUAGCUGGUGGCGGUAACUGGGAAUUCCAAUACUACGAUAACAAUCGCACCAACUCCUUCACGGAAAACGGAGUUCUGUUCCUUAGGCCUUCGUUGACCUCUGAUCAGUUCGGAUCAGUGUUCCUGAGAAGUGGCCGCCUCAAUAUCGAGGGUGGCCAACCCGCUGAUAGGUGUACCAACCCUCAGUGGUACGGAUGUGAGCGUCAGGGUACACCCAGUAACAUUAUCAACCCCAUCAAAAGUGCCCGUAUUCGUACCGUCGAGUCCUUCAGCUUCCGGUAUGGUCGCGUCGAAAUACGCGCUAAGAUGCCAGCCGGGGAUUGGCUAUGGCCAGCUAUCUGGUUUAUGCCGGCUUUCAAUACCUACGGAUCCUGGCCAGCUUCGGGUGAGAUUGAUCUCGUAGAAUCCCGCGGUAACCGUCAAAUGUUUAGCAACGGUGCCCACAUCGGUACGCAGGAAGCUGGCUCAACUCUGCAUUUUGGUCCCUUCCCCGGUGAAAACGCCUGGGAUAGAGCACAUUGGAUCCGAAGAAACACCAACGGGUGGGACCGUAACUUCCACAACUAUCAGCUCGAAUGGACACCAGACUUUUUAAGAUUCAGCAUCGAUAACGUAGAGCUAGGAAGAAUUACUCCACCUAAUAAUGGUGGGCUCUGGCAAUUUGGAGGCUUCAGCAGGUCUAACUACCUGAACCCCUGGCGUUUUGGAAGUAAAAUGGCUCCAUUUGAUGAAAAGUUCUUCCUUAUAAUGAACGUGGCUGUCGGUGGCACUAACGGAUUCUUCCCUGAUGGAGUUCAAAAUCCUCAUCCCAAACCCUGGAGAAAUACCUCGCCAACGGCCGCCGCCGAUUUCUUGAAUGCACAAGGAAACUGGCUGCCAACCUGGAACCUCAACGUUAACAACGGAAGAGACGCCUCUUUACAAGUGGAUUAUGUCCGCAUUUGGGCUUUGUAA